UCUUUAUAAUCCGAUUGUAUGUUGGAAUUUAUUCUUUCAGAAAAUGGUUGAGGAAAAUUUCGAGGAACAGGACGUAGAUAAUGUGAAGGAGGUCAAUAUCGAGAAUCCACAGGAGGUUGUGGAGGAAUUUUCUGAGAACACUGAUCCACCUGAAGAAGUAAAAGUCGAAAAUGAAGAACUGAAAGUGGACAACGGUGAACGUGUUGUUGCUGAGGAAAAGAAAUGGCCUGGGUGGCCUGGAGAGAACGUGUUCCGACUGUUAGUUCCUGCUCAAAGAGUUGGUGGUGUCAUUGGACGCAAAGGGGAAACUAUUAAAAAAAUAUGCGAGGAGACAAAGGCUCGAAUUAAGAUUCUCGAAAGUGGCCCUGGCUCCAUGGAAAGAACUGUAAUGGUUUCUGCAAAGGAAGAGCCAACUCUUCAAGUUCCACCUGCUGUCGAUGGGCUUCUGAAGAUCCAUAAACACAUUAUCAGUCUAGAGUCAGAUCCAGCCAAUGUACGAUCAGGUCAAAUUUGCACAAGGCUUCUGGUGGCAGCUUCCCAGGCUGGCAGUUUGAUUGGGAAGCAGGGUGCUACUGUAAAGUCUAUCGAAGAUGAUUCAAAUUGUAGCAUUCGUGUGCUUGGUGAAGGGAACUUGCCAGUAUUUGCUCUUCCAGAUGAUAGUGUAGUUGAGAUACAGGGAGAUCCUGCAGGUUUGCAAAAGGCAGUUGAACUAAUUGCUACACAUCUUAGGAAGUUUUUAGUGGAUCGAAGUGUGAUUGGAGUAUUUGAGAUGCAGGCAAGUCCUAGAGCUCCUUUUUCCAAGUCUACUCGAUUUAAGCAGAUGCAAAAUCCAAACUUUGGAGCAAACCAGAACUCACCCCCAUCAAAACCUUGGGGGCCUCCUCAGCCAGCUUUCCCGAUGAAUGCUGGUAGACACGGUUAUGGUCCCGAGCAUUCGUCUGUGGCGCCUUAUCCACGUCAAUAUGAUAAUUCUUUCCCUCCGGUAGACAUGCAACCUCGUCGUCCUCCUGCUUAUGGUAUGGGCUUGCCAAUGGGAGGGGCGCAGACGAAUAAUGUGCAGCAGCCUCAAGCAAUGAUUACCAAGGUCACACAGAACAUGCAGAUUCCACUUUUAUAUGCUGAUGCUGUUAUUGGAAUUAAUGGUUCAAAUAUAAGUUACAUUCGUCGUGCUAGUGGUGCAACUAUCAUAGUGCAGGAAGCUAAAGGUGUUCCUGAUGAGAUGACUGUGGAAAUAAAUGGGUCUUCAUCACAAGUCCAAACCGCUCAACAGUUGAUACAGAAUUCGCUUGCCGAAGCCAUUAGCAGUGGACAAAAUCCUGGCGGAGUGCCGGCAAGAAGUCAAGGAUAUAAUCCUUAUGCAUCAUCUCAUGGUCAGCUUGGCUACCAGCAAACUGGAGGAGACUAUAAUUAUGGUUAUUAGAGAUUGUGUAAUGUUGUUUUUGGAUUUUAUGGCUUUUACUUUGUACAAAACUAGUGGUGUUGUUUGAUGGUGAUUGUGAAGUGUGUUUGUAUUGUUUUUGUCUAUCACCAUUUCUAGAGGCGCCAUGUUUUCCAAUUACUUAGAGCAAAUACUUGAGUAAAAGCUGGCUACAUUAUGAGUAGAGCAAAUUUAUAGAUCGAUCUAUGAGGUUAGGAGUUAAGAUAUAGAAUGAUUUAAUUCAAUUCACAAUAUUCACUUGUAGUUAUAAAUAGAUUUUGUCUAAG
Molecule: messenger RNA, 1704 nt
Organism: Striga asiatica
Lineage: Eukaryota; Viridiplantae; Streptophyta; Magnoliopsida; Lamiales; Orobanchaceae
Source: the annotation of a GenBank genome assembly